This is a messenger RNA of Lizanozyma spartinae, 7770 nucleotides long. RefSeq lists its product as uncharacterized. Gene Ontology annotation, biological process: COPII vesicle coat assembly; Golgi organization; autophagy. Bases 1 to 7770 code for a protein of 2589 amino acids. The transcript has a single exon. The record is from RefSeq and is a predicted model, not a curated record. Gene Ontology annotation, cellular component: ER to Golgi transport vesicle membrane; endoplasmic reticulum exit site. Lineage: Eukaryota; Fungi; Ascomycota; Pichiomycetes; Serinales; Debaryomycetaceae.
AUGCUGUCCCGGCUGACCCGAAGGAAACCAGCUAGAGCUCGUUAUGUCCCUCCGCCUCAAGGCUUGGAGCCUGAGGUAGAUGUAAUGGAUCCUGCUCUUCAGUCAUCUACUGACUCCGGCGCAGAUGCACCUCCCCCUCCACCUCCUCCACGCGGUGCGAGAGGAAGCAAUGCUUCGCUGUUGAGAUUGGACAGUGGUGGUGGUAGUGGUAGUGCGAAUCUGUUGCCGUCGUCUCUGCCUUUGGUCGCACCUCCAAGAUUGUCAGCUAACUCAAGUGGGAGGACAACUUCAGACAGAAUAUCUGGUGUUAAUAUGAAUAUGACUUCGAACCUAAAUCAUUCAGGAUCUUUCAGUCAUAUGGGUAGUGAAAUUUCACCUCAAUUGAAAGCAAAUUCACGUCAGAAUGACAAUAUAGUCCCCUUAGAACCGGAGUCUAAUGAUACUCCUGUCUCCGAGUUUCACUCUCAUAAGAACGACAGCAACAGUGAUAAUAUUGGAUAUCAACAACAACCUACGCCAUACGGAGAUGAUCCGUUCUCUUACGGUAGUGUCAAUGCUGAAGAGGGUGCUGGUAAAUCUGUUGAUGAUCCCUCAGGCCAUGUCCCAUUUGAUUUGAAGGAAGAUGAAGACGUUGGAUGGGCGGAUUACGCGGAAGACUUUGAUGAUGAUCAAUUGAAUUCCCCUCAGAAAGUUGCCCCCUACUCAGAGGAGCAACAUCAUCAAGAUAAUGUCUAUCAAGAACAAGGGUACGCUCAAUAUAACCACUUUGAGGUUGAAAUUGUGCAUCAACAAGAUUUAAAACAUGAUAUCGACCACGAGAGCGACCACCAGAUCGACAACUACGAUGAGCAAUCUCAGGCACAAGCAUACAAAUACCCCCCCACGGAUGACCAUGUGGAAUCAACUGUUUAUGAAGAUAAUGAACAUGCUACUAUUGAUGAAUUUUCUCAUCAACAGGACCAUCAAGAAGAACACGAAGAAAUUGAAACAGAGGAACAAAACCUUGAAACGGAGCACAUUGAUGAACAAAAACCCGACCCAAGUCCUUACUAUUGCCAGGAUCAAAGUAGGUACAAUGGUGAAAAGUCUCCUUUGUCUCAUGUUGAAAAAUUGCAUCUGUAUAGUGUUGCCAGCUCACCAUUUGAAGGCAAGAAUUCAGAUUAUGACAACAUAUGUCCUAAGGAUACAGACUAUUUAGGUUGCCCAGAACAAAUUGCAUAUAACGGACAAGCUGAUGAAACUGAGUUGGUGAACAAGUCAGUUGAACAAAAUACGACUCAAUCUAUCGAUCUUCAAGAACAUGACAAACAAAAUUGGCAUCAGCAGAUUUCCCACGAUGAGAGUAACGAUUUCUUUUCCAACUUGACUAAAGACACGGUGGUUUAUAAUCCCCGUUCGAACGACAUUCAUACUAAUGAUCCUCAGUCAAAACAAAAUCAAGAAGAAGCUCUGAAUGAACCUGAUGACUUCUUUAGUCUGAUCAACAAUCCUCAACAUCCAAAUGAAGUCAAGGAAAACAAUCAGCAUCAAAAUGAAACGCAGCUUGUGUCUCAAGAAAGUCAGCCUGAUUAUAUUAGUGCUGCAGUUCCUGACCAACAGCAGGACCAAGAGUUGUUUGAAGCGCAUCAUGUAGGUUACACUGAGGGCCCUAAUCAUUAUUCAGAUGAACCCUUCUACGCUGAGAAAGAGUCAAAUAAAUACAAUGAACAUCAAUCCCAAGCACACGAUCACGAGAAUUCGGAAAGUACUGCAUUGCAAGAAGAACACCAAGCACAGGGCGAUCUUUAUUCACCUCUUUCCCAAGUCAUCGAAGAUAAUAGUCCACAACAUGCAAAUGAAAAUUAUUACCAGACUGAGCAUGAUCAUUACGGCUCCCAAGGGUUAAGUAAUGUUGUUGCUGAAGAGGGCACAAGCAACCUUGAUGAUUUGUUUGCUGAUGAUAACGAUUUCAUUGUAGAGCAAUCACCAAAGAAAUCGAGAGCUGACUCACCAGUAGAGCCUACUCCAUCUUCUUUGUAUGAUAUUUCCACCAAACUUGAAAUGCUAGAUUUGGACGACGAUUUACUUUUGGAUGAAGAUCUUGAAUUCUCUUCAGAGGAAACUCAAGAGGAAGUGCAACAGGAAUCGUUACAAGUACCCAAUGAAUUGCAGCAAAUGCACUCGAUGAAAUCAAAUGACGUGCCUCGCCAUCUAGGUGUGAGUAACAAAUAUGUUCCACAGCCAGGAGUCCCUGGCCAAAGAAGUUCAUUUUCCUUAGCAUCCCUGGGUCCAAUGUUAGCAAAGCACCACACUCCAAUUCCCAAACCAACCAUAAUACAACCUCAACCUCAGUUACAGAGCAAUGGGGUGAUUUCGUCAGCAGGAAUUUCAACCAAUGAUGAGUUUGUCAGAAAGUUGGAAGAAGAAAAGAAGAAACAUGAUGCUUAUGAUUUCCCACAAGGUAUGAUUCCUACAAUUGCAAAGCCAAGUACCAGGAGCUCGAUUAAGUAUGCUCCUACUCGUACGCCUCAAAUGAGUUCACCUUCUCCUAACCCAGUCACUGCUGGCCCUGUCGCUCCUCAUAACGUUCUCAUUGGAAAACCCUCGGAUGAUAUUAAACAGCAACCUGUGGGUGAGAAUGUUUCCAAAUCAUUCUUUGAAGAAUUGCCUUUACCAGACCUAUCAAAGAGAGUUAAGCCUGCAAGAACAGCUGCUCCUGUUAAAGUUGCUAAUCCUGCUUCUCCAAAUAUUACUAAGGCCCCCUCAUUCUCUCCAAUUGAACAAGUGAAGCCUCCAGUGAAUCCUUACGCUGUUGAUGUCAACAUGAAAGCCAAAGCGAUUAAGAAUAACUACGCUCCUCCAGCAAAAUCUUCUUCAAUGCCACCGCCAAGUUCUACUGUGCCACCAUCACAUCCCCCAAUGGCUUCCAAAUAUGCUCCACCUGUCGUCCCUUCGAUUUCUGUUCUAGGACAGCCAGGACAGAUUUUGAACAAUGUUGGGCCACCUCAACAACAGUACCAAGGAACAAAUCAGUUUCUUUCUUCUACAAGAAUUCAAGCUGCUCCAACAAACCAGUUGCAUCCUACUACUCCACAACCCUCUCAGUUUCCUCAAAACCAAAGGGGGUUUCAAGGCAACACAAGCUAUUCACCUCAAGUAUUCCCUGCAACAGUACCUAACCAGCCCCAAGGAAAUGAGAUUUCACCUCAGUUUACUCAAAAUAACAUCUUGAAUCCAACUGCUAAUCUCCAGACUACUCCUAAUCAAUUACAUUCUCAACCAUUCCCCUCUGUUCAAGUAACCUCCUCAAAGCCUACGCUCAAUACAAAUGUUCCUAAGAGUAUAUCACAAGGCAGUCCUUACAUGCCAAAUAGUGGCCGUUAUGCACCAAGCAGCCAUAAAAGAAACCAUUCCAGGGCAAGUUCAAUUAUUGGAGGUUCAACAAAAGACGGAAACAAUCCAUAUGCUCCUGCUUUACCCUCUGUACCAGAUGCGUCUGUCACUACUAGUCCAGUUGGAUUGGCUCCUAUGAAUCUUAAUAGGCAAAGAGGGGCUUCUGGUUCGAAGAGUCAUCUCAGAAAUGUUUCUGGAAAACAAGUAGCCCAGGAUCCCAAUGCUUUGUUAAGAAGACAGUUCCCCAUAUUUAAUUGGUCAGGCUCAACUAAGGUUGUAUGCUUGAUUCCUAGAACCAGCCCUAGCUUUACCGCUCAACCUAGUCCAACUUUACAGGUGAAGAGCAUCCGAGAUAUUGUUGAUGUUUCAAAGUAUGUGAUUUUCCCGGGACCUUUGAUGAAAGGUAAGACUAAAAAGAAGGAUGUUGAGAAGUGGUUAGAAGUUCGAAUUGAGAAGAUCAAGGUUGACCAAAACAAGCAAGACGAAUUGAUCUUGUGCAAUGCUUUACUUUGCCUACUCAAAUUUGAUUUAUCUGACUUUGAACAAGUUAAAGAUUUUGCAAGAAGUAUCUGUUCCAUUAUUAAUCCAAACGUAAAUUACGAUUGUAAUAUUCCAGUUGAGUACAAUGGCUUAUUGAGUGUCGCCAAUGCUUGCAAGUUAGAUAAUGCAGGUAUUAAUACUGUUUUCACUCUUUUGCAAUCUGGAAAUUCAGAAAAGGCAUUGGAGUUUGCAAUAUCCAAAGGAGAUUGGUCAAUAGGGCUUGUCAUUGCUUAUCUGACUGGAAAUGAUAACUUUGCUAGAAUUGCAGCAGAUUAUGCCAGGGUGGCUUUCCCAUUUCAAAGGGCCAAUAAUAAAGUGCAACAUUUGAUGCCCUACUUGUUAAAGAUCUUCGCUGGAAACGUUCAAAGUGCCGUCAAUGAUUUGAUGACCGUCCCUACUGAGGCAGAAUGGGCUUGCCAAUACUGGAGAGAUUUUGUAAGUGCAGUCCUCAUCAGUUGCACCAAGGGUUCUACUGAAUUCCUUAGGGAGUUUGGUAAAUUCUUGGGUAGCAAUGGAAAAGUUGAAGCUGCCGAGAUCUGUUUUAUAUUAGGUGGAACACCUUUGCACCCCAUUCCUCCAGCUGGAAGCAAUAGCAAUGAGACUGUAUUCCCUUACAUCUCCACUAGCAAUAUCUAUACGGAGAUUUAUGAAUACAUCUUGGCUUCUGCGCCUAAUUCAACAGUUCCAGCCCUGGGAAUGCUCCAUUUAGUUGACAUAAAGGUCAAGUAUGCUUCAUAUUUGGUUGACUUGGGUUUGGUUAAUGAAGGUCAGAAAUAUAUCGACUACCUUGGAGCUAUGUUCAAGGGUAAUGCCAUUCCUGAACACACCAAGAUUGCUCUUCAAAAGCUAGUAGUCAGAUUAACGGCUUCGGGUUCCGGCGAACAAGGCUGGUUUGGAUUGAAAGUUUCAAAGGUUAACCUCGACAAAGUCUGGGGUCAACUUGAUAAGUUCAUUGGUGGAACAGACCCUGUCCCCAAGCCAGUAGAAUCUGGAGUUUUCAGCAAGUUUAGUCCUUCUAUUUCAAGAUCGACUUCUGUAUUAGAUUUUACAUCUUCAGCUCUACCAAUAGGCCAACGUCCUCUUAUUGAUCAUACGUUGUCGUCAUCUACUUUACCACCAAGUAUGGAUUUUGGUGCCAGACAUGUUACGCCAAUCCAAAGGAAUACCACCUUUUUAUCACAAGGAAUGUCACCUCAACUUCAAGGUCCUCAAACCUCAAACUUCCCUUCACAACCAAGUUACUCACAAGGACAUAGCCAAGGCCAAGACCAAGGACAAGGACAAGGCCAAGGACAAGGACAAGGACAAGGACAUUUUUCAUCCCCUCAUUCCAAAUAUACUCCUUCCAAUAGGUCUACCAAUCAGUUCCCAACUACAAUAGACGAGAAUGAGGAAACUUUAUCACAAUCAGCUGGCAACUCUAGAUAUGCUCCUGGAGGUAGAAAAUCCGUGGGUGGAAUCUCUACACAAUUGUCUAACGCAUCUCUUGCUUCCCAUGAAAUCGUGCAACCAGCUAAGAACCCACAAUAUGUUUCUCAUGUUAAGAAAAUAUCAGUGUCUAGUGCCACCUCUGAUGCAGGUGUUCUUGAAAUUUCUAAGCUUCACAGACCUCCGGUUAAGUAUGGCCCUCAAUCAUUGGAAUCGCCCAAGCUGCACGUUCAUGAAACUUUUCAAAACAGUCCUAAAUUUAACAUCAGAGACUCUGAAAAGUCAGAAGUUAUGUACAUAUCUCAAGACACUCACUCAAUGCCUCCUCCUCCAUCGAGUGAAGGCCGAUUUGAUGUGACAACCUCAAAAGUGUCUCAACUGGUGGCUGUCUUUGGUUCACCGUCGUCUUAUAGCGAGGAACGCCCGCAUCAUAAUGAGCGUCGUCCAUCUCAUGCCAGCAGCCACUCGUCUCAAUCCAGACGUCGUCAAUCUCACGCCAGUACUCAUAAAUCGCAGACCAAGCGUUCAUCUACAGACGAAAGCUCAUCUCAAAAUAAGCGUCCGUCAUAUUCUGAAGGCCGGUCAACUCAAAGUGAGAGUCGUCCAUCACAACUUCAAAGCCAUCCCUCUCCUCAAACUGAACGUCUUCCACCAAAAGUGGAACGUCGUAGAGAAACAAAUAAUAGAUAUGCACCACCUCCUCGGAUUGAUGGUUCUCUCGUCGAACCCCCUUUGAAAAGUGAAAAGGAAGCCGAAAGCCCUGAGAAGCUUGAGCCAAUCGAUAAACCAUCUGGUGAAGUUCAAGUUUUAGAAACUGCAGAACUCAUUGAGUCAAAGCAGGUGAACGUAGAUAAGCAAAGUUUGCCGGACAACGACACUUCCACUCCUGAACCUCCACAAGAAGAAGAACAAGUACAACAACAGCAACCUGAAGCAGAACUUAGUGAAUUAGGAACGAACCAAUUUCCAGCUUCAUUAAGCAAACCUCCUUCAAGGAAUGUUUCUAAUGCUCCUCCGAGAGCAGCCAACCCAUAUGCUCCUCAAGCUGCUAAAAAGCCUUCUGUUGGACGGAACAAGUAUGGCCCCCCAACUUCAGUCAAAUCUAGGUACCCCAUCAAUGCACCUGCCAAGGAUGUAUCUACAGAUGCGUCUGGGGACCAAAUUAGUAUGUUUGAUUACGGUGGAUAUUCCGGUGCAAGUAGGGCCACUCCAUCUCAGCAUCCAGCUAACAAGGCUUCACAGAGAAACCAAGACGUGGCAGCAGAACAAGGAGAAGCAGAAAAAGAAAAAGAAAAAGAAGCUGAACAGGAGGACUUAACUGAAAAGGACACACUUUUGGCAGAGGACCUGAGUAAUAGACCUAAUUUUGCUCCUCCUAUUCGGAACAUGGCUUAUGAGGAACUUCGGUCUCCAUCAAAUGUUAUUUCUAGUUCCACAGGCCAAAUGCUCAACAAUGUUCAUGGAAUGGAUACACAGCUGCAUAACGCUAACCCAUUAGCAAAUUCUACUGCUAACUUUGAGCCCGCUUCACCUAUGAUUAGGAUGAAGAAAACACCAGUUUUGAACCAAUUGGGAUCCGGAGGUCUUCCUAGAGAUACCGGAUUUUCUGCUUUUGAUUCAAAGGACGAAGUUUUGGAUACAAGUUUUGGAGAAUUCCCAAUUCCUGGAUCUCCUGAGUUGACAACCCGUGCCAAUUCUGAAAUUGGAGGCCCCGGAUUGUUCUCCUCCAGGUUAUCACAGUCACAACAAUCCGAAUUAUACCAACAAUACGAAGUACAAGAUGACACUGUUGGAGACUACGUUCCAAUUGUUGAGGAAGAUGAAGACGAUGAUGAACCCGUAGUUGUAAAGAGGCCUGCACCAAAGAAACUGGCCACUCCUCCACAGAAAACGAAGCCUGACAUCAAAGAGAGAGAUGAUGACGAGAAGUCCACCACCUCCAAGGGGACUAUUGAGGGUAAAUGGUUUGGAAGUUGGUUUGGUAGUAAGGAGGAGACAGAAGAGAGACCUAAGGCCAUCAGAGCCAAAUUAGGAAACAAGAGCCAGUUUUAUUAUAGUGAAGAGCAUAAGAGAUGGAUUGAUGGAAGCAGAUCUCUUGAAGAACAACUCAAAAAGGACGCACCGCCUCCACCACCAAAGGCUAAGAGCAGUAUUUCAGCCACCCCAUCUGUCGGUACAAGUGGUACAAGUGGUCCUGCUAUGCCUAAUUCUCUUCCCAAGACACCAACAGGAAGAGCACCAAGUGCAGGAGCACCUUCUGGAGCUGGUCCAUCACUGGGAGGAGCCAAACCUCCUUCGAAACCAACAGGACCAAGUUUGGCAUCUGCGGAUUUAGAUACCCUUUUGACCAUGGGAGGAAACAAUCCUUUGGCUAAUGCCAGAAGACCCAAGAAGGGUACUCGUCGGUACGUUAGCGUGAUGGAGAAGUAG